AACUGAGGCCUAAGUUCGGGUUCUCACAGGCAGUGUUGUUGUCGGACAAAAUCAUUCCAUAUUAUCAUGAAUGAACCCUUAGCUCCAUAAUGACUCUCUCCACCAUCUCUACUAAACAGUUCAAAACAGUAAGGCUAUCCAUUUUUUUUUUUCAGGAUAAAACUGUCCGCAAUUCUGAAUGUGAUGCGAAAAUUAUAGCCCUUGAUGAAUUGACGACAAGCGGGUACUUGGUAACAAUGAAGAGAAUUAAAGCAAACCCGAAAUGUCCAAAUCCUCUUUUUGAAAAAUGGCUCGAAGAGUGGAAAGAAGAUACAGAAUCACGAGGUUCAGAGAUGCAAUAUUGUUUCUCAAAGGCUUUGUCUUCUCUAAGAAAAUGCCCCCUACGUUUAGAGACAGGCAGAGAUUGUAAAAUACUACAGUAUUUUGGUGACAAACUGUGCACUAUGUUGGACAAGAAAUUGUCUGAAUACCAAAUCAACAGCUUAGGCACAGCUGCUAAUACCGUGAACCAGGCUAACAAGUUGCAAAAUUCAAAUGAUUGUAAUGUGAAUAAUAUUGAGGAUUAUUUGGGACAUAGAUCACGUCAAACUGCGAAUAAGAGAGCAAAAAAUCUGAAUGGCCGUGAACCACAACCAGCAAAAAAAGUAAGAAACCCAAAGGACAAUGAUGGCACGGCACUGGCUAGAGACAAUGGAGUAAAAACUAAUUCUAAGAACAAUGCCUACAUACCUGCGUGGAGAUCUGGAGGCUAUGCAAUAUUGUUAACGAUUUAUGAAAAGAUGCAGAAUCCAGAUUUCAUAGGAUAUAUAAGCAAGGCUGAUCUUCAAACCGAUGCUCAACGUCAUUGUGAUCAUUCCUUAAGUAAACCAGAACCUGAUAGUCGCUAUUCCGCAUGGUCCUCUAUGUCUACUUUAAUACAAAAAGGACUCGUCGUUAAAAACAGCAACCCUGCAAAAUACCGUCUAACAGAUGCAGGAUACGCAGUAGCAGUUCAGCUGUCCGAAAUUGAUGAAGACCAUCCUGCUUUCAACAACCCAUUUCAAGGUUCAAGUGCUGAAAGAAGUGGCAAUGUUGAGAUCUCGUCACCCGUGAAAAGUUGUAGCUCUGCUAACUCAGAAGAGUACAGUCCAAAAACAAACGAGCCGGUUUAUGAGAUAAACUCUCGCUCAAAUUCUCCAAUUGAAAUCGAAAAUCGAGAAAACGAAGUUGUGUGCAGCAAAGCUGUAACCUUGGCUGAGGACUUGGACGUUUAUUCUGCGGGACAGAUAAAGGAACCAACUAAUUUACUAGACAAUGCAGAAAAAAGUAGUCAGGGAAGUGUGAGCUCAAGCUUUGAAACAGUCAUUCUUGCACCGAAUACUUUUGAUGUGAUUUUAUUAGUUGACGACCGCGAAACAGCUGGUGGUAAGGUGAGACCCAAGGACGACAUGACACUCGCAGAGUUAACGAGAUCAGAAGUCAAAUUUGAAGUUCGCAAUUUAAAGCUUGGUGAUUUUGCUUGGAUAGCAAGAUGCAAAAGCUCCGGCGAAGAGCUGAUCUUGCCCCAUAUAGUAGAGAGAAAAAGGAUGGAUGAUUUUAGUAGCAGCAUUAGGGAUGGGAGAUACCAAGAGCAAAAGUUUAGAUUGAAGAGAUCUGGUGUUGAUAAUAUAAUUUACCUAGUAGAGAAUCAUGGCAAUAAUCAACACUCCGUACUACCUUUGCAAACUCUGUUUCAAGCAGCGACUAACACAUUGAUUCAGGAUGGGUUUGCCGUGAAGUACACCAGUAGUCACAGAGAUUCAAUGUUUUACUUGGCCUCGCUGACACUGAUGCUCAAUAAAAUUUAUCAGAAAAAAACUCUUAUCGGGUGUAAGAAGGACGAUCUAACAUCUUUCAAUAUUCUCACAAACGAAACACGACUUAUGUUCUUUAAAGAUUUUAACAAAGCAGUCGCCAAAGUAAAAAAUUUCAAAUUGAAAGAGAUGUUCAUCCGACAAUUGGUUCAACUGAGAGGUAUGUCUGUUGAGAAAGCUAUGGCGAUUGUUGAGUUUUAUCCGACGCCAUGCUUGCUAAAGAAAGCCUACAAUGACGCAGGUUCUAGCGGAGAAAACUUACUAGCUACGAUACAGUUUGGAAGAACCCAACGCCAGUUGGGACCUAUGCUAAGUAGAACUUUGCACCAAUUUUACACGAAAAAAACUUUUUGAAAGACUUGGAAUAUAAGAGCUGUGGAUUUCUUGUGAAAAUUUUGACAGAAGAAGAAAGAUAUUUCAAGACUAAUUU
Messenger RNA from Diprion similis, 2262 nucleotides. RefSeq names its product crossover junction endonuclease MUS81 (gene mus81). Bases 90 to 2186 code for a protein of 698 amino acids. The transcript is spliced from 8 exons. Gene Ontology annotation, molecular function: 3'-flap endonuclease activity; DNA binding; crossover junction DNA endonuclease activity. Gene Ontology annotation, cellular component: nucleus; Holliday junction resolvase complex. The record is from RefSeq and is a predicted model, not a curated record. Lineage: Eukaryota; Metazoa; Arthropoda; Insecta; Hymenoptera; Diprionidae. Gene Ontology annotation, biological process: DNA catabolic process; resolution of meiotic recombination intermediates; mitotic intra-S DNA damage checkpoint signaling.